Atta colombica is the source of this 2136-nucleotide messenger RNA. Its product is annotated as nose resistant to fluoxetine protein 6-like. NCBI's taxonomy places the organism in Eukaryota, Metazoa, Arthropoda, Insecta, Hymenoptera, Formicidae. The record is from RefSeq and is a predicted model, not a curated record. Gene Ontology annotation, molecular function: acyltransferase activity, transferring groups other than amino-acyl groups.
AUGCAUUAUAUCGCAUUUAUUUCGUAUGUCUGUCAUUUCGCCACGUUAUUCUGCGUUUCUGCACAAUUUCGCGGUUCGAACGAGACCAAUAUUAUUCAGUUAUUACCCGCCUAUGCCAUCGCGUCGAGAGCUAGUCUUCUCGGUUUGGCAACAUGUGCAACGGAAUUACGAGAAUUACUGGAUGCUGUCGAUCAACGGAUACUGUGGGGUUUAAAAACAUUAGAUUCUAGUGGCGAAUUCAAACCAGGUUUCCUUUAUGGAAAUGAUUUUUGGCUGGGCAGUCGAAGUCAAUGCCUCGAUAUAAUGAACAGGACUCCCUUCGAGUUCGCAAAACGAAUCACAUUAAAUAACACGCGAUAUCGCGAUCCGCAGGAUGAGUUUCCACCUUUUCAACUAAAUUAUUUCGUUGCUUAUAUCAGACACAACAGUACUAUUCAGUAUCACAUCAAUAUAUUAACUGAAGAUCUGAUUACACUCGGUCUCUGUUUGCCCGCAUCCUGUUCCACGAAUAAUAUAAGUUUCAUUCUAGAAAGAAUAUUUAGAGACAGAGUUCUUUUAAUCAAUGAUCUCUAUUCCAUGGAUCUCAGCCUAAUCCAGGUAAAAAAUUUAAAAGACGAUCACCAAUGGCUGUUAAGUGGUGCGACACCCCUCAUAUGUGCCGGUUUAGUGCUUAUCUUUGCCUUGAUGAUAAGCGGUACAAUAUAUAAUAUAUUCAUGUAUCAAACAUAUUUAAAGGCAAAGACUAAAACUGUUAAUGUAGAAAACACGGUCGAGGAGAUGCAAAUGACAGAGUUGUCAUCUUCACGUCAGAAAAGUAAAUUUGGGAAUAUAUUAAUGUGUUUCUCCGUUUACACAAGCACGACAAUAAUAUUCAACACAAAAUUGGACACUGAAGCAAUAGCCGUCAUUCACGGCAUAAGAUUUCUGUCCAUGCUUUGGAUAAUCAUAGCUCACAUCAUACUUUACUCGCUGGACUAUUUCGACAAUAUAAUAUGGAUAUGGAGAAAAACCAGAAGUGUUCCCCUUCAAGUGAUCAGCAACGGAACUAUAGCGGUCGACACUUAUUUCUUUCUAAGCGGAUUUUUACUGGCAUACUUGUAUUUAAAGAAUAAAAUAGACAAGGAACGAAUUAAUCCGAUUAAUUACAAAAAGAAGCUAAACGAGUUCUUUGUCAACAUAAUGAAGAGAUAUAUCCGAUUGACACCGGCUUAUAUAACGAUGAUAGGAAUAACGCAAUUGACAUCAGCUUGGUACGACAAGACUUCGCAAUUCUACGUUGAGGAGAGACCACACGAAACUUGCGCAAAAUAUUGGUGGAGAAAUGUCUUAUACAUAAAUAAUCUGUUUGCUCAUAAUACGAUGUGCUUGUCCUGGGGUUGGUAUCUAUCCAGCGAUAUGCAAUUUUUUAUAAUCGGUCUGACGCUUUUAAUUCUGUCAACUGUAUAUUUUUACAUGGCUGUUGUAAUACUAGGUACACUUUUGAUAAGCUCAAUUAUCUUAAGCGGUUAUAUCUCAUACAUUUAUGAAUACGUACCGACUUUGGAUGAACAGUACAAACUUGCAGAUGUCUUAUACUUCCCACCAUGGAUUCGAAUUGGUCCAUAUAUUAUUGGAAUGAUUACAGGUUACAUUAUACGAAGAUUUAACAAAAAAAUAGCCUUGAAAAAGAAUAUUGUAAUUUUAUGUUGGACUCUUGCUGCUGCUUGCAACAUUUUGGUGUUAUUUGGUCUUUAUAAACGACAAAUAUCCGUUCUGUCUACUGCUAUCUACGUUGCAUUAAGUAGAACAGUUUGGGCCAUAGGCAUAGCAUGGAUUGUAAUAGUGUGUUGUACUGAGCAUGGAGACAUUGUUAAGAAGCUCUUAGCAUACAAAAUCUGGAUUCCUCUUAGUAGACUCACAUACUGCGCUUAUCUUGUAAAUCCUUUUAUUAUACAUUCGAUUAGUUUGCAUAGUGAAACACCUGUUCAUUUUGAAUGGUUGUCCACAAGCGCUACAAUCAUAGGAUAUUUGGUGAUUAGUUAUUUCUGUGCAUAUAUAUUGUCUUUAAUGGCAGAGGUACCGUAUAUCCUAUUAAUGCGAAUGUUCAGCCAAUCUCAUAACAAAAAGGAAUUGGAGAUUAUAAUUUCGCAUACAUGA